AUGGCUCUUCUGAAAACAGCCAGGAAAAUGGCAAAGAUUGAAGCUGUAAGAAGAAAAGAGAGUGGAAGGAACAAGGAGACCGCAGAGUCAGCGUCAGAGUUGGCAUGCAGCUCUGAAGGGGCACGGACAAUGGCACUUCUGAGUAACAAGGUAUCCAAAAGAAAGCUUGAUGCUUCAGUGCCCUUACCUCUGGUCGUUCAAGCAAGCGAAGCCCCUCACCGGCUCUUGACUUCUGCAGCCUCAGACGAUCAGUGGAGUCAUUCGCUGUUUGCUUUGAUACCCUCAUGGACAAAGAAGGUUUUGUUCAAACGAGAGUCUUCUGUUAACCGCCAGCUGGCUGAAGAUGUGUCCAAUAUGUCAGUGUCUUCUGGAUUUGGAAUAACCCUUCAGAAAUGUGGUGUGGUGGAUGUUGAACAUGACCCUCAAACUGCACACAUUACGCUCCUGAUUAAUAACACCAACAUGCCGCUCUCAACAAACAUUACAGAUCUUAUCCUUCUGGACAACAUCACUGGUCUAGAUGUGCAAAAAGCCAGUGGUAAUAAGACCACAGAUGACAUGCAGAUUUACAGGAAAAGAUUCUUGCAAGGUGGAGAACACUUUGUAAUCAACUACUCUGCACUUCUUGAUCCAAAAGAAAUGUGGGAUGGCAAGGUCUUGACACUGCCUGCGAAGCUAACUUUCAGGACUUUAUCACAGAAUAAAACAUAUCUCGUAUCAUUGACAGCAUCGUUCACCAUAACUGAAGAAGAAAACAGCAAGAUUUCGUACAGCCUUGCCAUCCAUGCUUCAGGGUUCUUCAUUGCUUUUUUCAUUUCCCUUGUAUUGACAUGUGCUGUUUUUUUAAUUGUUCACCGAACCCAAAUAUUAGAAUGGAGUUUCCGUAGUAAAAACCAGGAGAUACGGUAUGAACUCAGCCAAAGUCACAAACUGGAGCAUUCUCAGUUGAAUUCAGGCGAUCCGUUUAGUGAAGAUAUAAUUAUGAAUGACCAAAUCAUCGAUAUCCUGUCCUUUGAAGAAUCUGGGAACAUGCUCCAGGCAUUAGAAGACUUGGAGGUUGCCAGCCUGACGCGGGCAGAUGCUGAUCUGGAGGCAUAUCGAAUGCAGAUAUGCAAAGAAGUGAUUGCUAUGAUGAUGAAGAACAUGGUCUUAAGUCACAGCCUCUUUCCUCAUGUGGAGAAAAAGAUGAGUUCAAUUUUCAAAAAGCAGUUUCUUGCAAUGGAGAAAGAGAUUCAAGAGGAGUAUGAAAGGAAGAUGGUGGCUUUAACAGCUGAAUGUAAUCUGGAAACUAGGAAGACAAUGGAGGCUCAACACCAAAAAGCAAGAAAUGCGAAUGAAGAGGCUGAAGAAUUAAUGAAGAAAAUUAAUGAAAAGCCUGCUGUAGAAUACAGAAGUCUUCUGGAUAGACUUCACAGACUGGAGGAGGACCACCUGAAGAGGUUCCUUCUGGUAAAGCAGGAGGAAUAUUUUGCAAAAGCUUAUAGACAACUGGCUGUUACCCAGAGAAAGGAGCUCCAUAAUAUCUUUUUUACACAGAUAACUAAUGCUACUUUCAAGGGAGAACUGAAGUUGGAAGCAGCUAAAACAUUAGUGGAAGAUUACUCUAAAAUACAGGGAGACGUUGAAGAGCUAAUGGAUUUUUUGCAAGCUAACAAGAAGUAUCAUCUGAAUAGAAGAUUUGCUUACAGAGUGUAUCUUAUAAGUAAAAUACAGUUAAGGGAUUCUCAAGCCUCUACUCUUAUAAAUGAAGCAGCAACCCAGAUAUCAAGUCUCAUUAAUAAGAUGGCAAGAUCAGGUCAUCUACCUGAAAGUCAUUUGGGAGUGCUGCUGGACCGAGCUGAGGCUGAAAUUAAUUCUGUUAAAGAGAAAUUCGGUCAUGAUUUAAAACAAGAAAAGCAAAAGCUUUGCCAGAAAGUCAUUACUAAGCGAAGGCGGGAAAUGCUACAAAAGAAGGAGCAUCGGAAGGAGCAGCUGUCACUUGGAGACCCCUUCAAAAUUACUAAGGAGGUCACUCACUACCUGAACCACUGGAGAAAUCUUCUGAGUGAUCACACUAUUGAAUUUGAAGAACUUACUGAAAAGCUUGACAAUGAAGCCAGUGAAGAGCUGAAAGAGCUUCUAUUUAGUCUAAGAGAGAAAACUGUUGAAGAGCUUAAACGUGUUCAAUAUGGAGUAUUUAUGCAAGAACUGGUAAAACUUGGUGUGCCAAAGAUGUUCCUCCUGGAAGCUGUGGAGGAGCAUAAAAAAGAGAUGGUUGUUAAACAUGAACAGCUUGAAAGGGAAGAGCAUGACAAGAGCAUGGCCGCUGAAGAGCUGCUUCAGCUCACCAGGCAGAAGCUGAGCCAAGAACUGGAAACAAGCCUCUUGGAACAAAAAAAAUUACGGAGCUGGGAGCAAUCAGUAUUCAUGCAGCUUCUAAGUUUACCCCUGUCACUGUCAGAAGAGGAAUUGCUUAGAAUGAGGCAAGAGCUGCACUGCUGCUUCUGUCAGGUGGACAGCAGCUUGGCUUGGCCCAAGAUAAGAGCAAGAACUUUGCUUCAGGCUUUCGAGGUGGAGCGGAGGAACAUAGAACUGCUGAAGGUUGAUCAGAAUUUAGGAUUGACCAAUAAACAGCAGCAUUCUAAAAUGAAAAAAACAGGAUCCAGGAAUAGAAAUAAGAUAGAUAUUCUGAAGAAAUCUUUACAGGACAGAAUUUUUAUUUAUGAAGACUCAGUGAAAGAUGAAAAUUUGAAUAAG
This is a messenger RNA of Leptosomus discolor (cuckoo roller), 2736 nucleotides long. Lineage: Eukaryota; Metazoa; Chordata; Aves; Leptosomiformes; Leptosomidae. The record is from RefSeq and is a predicted model, not a curated record.